UCCACACACUUCUCCGACCAGCAGAGACUCAUAAUUGGGUGCUGCUACGUCUAAGAAAAGCAAUUGGAUUCUAUUCUUCUUCUUAGACGUAUAGAAGAAUAUAUAUAUACAUAGAUAGCAAGAUAGCUAGAUAGCUAGAUCUAUCUUUCUAUAUAUAGGCCUAUAGGCUAUAGAUCUAUCUAUCUAUCUAUCUUUCUAUCUAUCUAUAUAUAUAUUCCACUUCUAAAACAAACAUGCGAUCCGCAGUAGGACUACUUUUGCUCCUUGGAAUUCAUCUCGUCUAUGCCAGAACACACUCUCUUCAAUAUUUCUACACUGCAGUGUCUGGAGACAUAAACUUCCCAGCGUUAACUGCAGUUGGUCUGGUUGAUGAUGGGCAAUUCAUGUACUUUGACAGCAACAUAACGAAAGCCAUCCCAAAGACAGAGUGGAUAAAACAGUAUGAGGGAUCAGAUUAUUGGGAGGAAGAGACUAAUAUCCUGAUUAGAAAACACCAGGUCUUAAAAAACAACAUUAUGGUGGCUCAAACACGGUUCAAUCAAUCAACAGGUGUGCACACAUACCAGCAAAUGUACGGCUGUGAAUGGGAUGAUGAGACUGAAGCAACAAAUGGGUUUCUCCAGGAAGGAUAUGAUGGAGAAGACUUUCUGUCUCUGGAUUUGAAGAAUUUUAGAUGGAUUUCACCAGUACCACAAGGAUUCAUCACCACAGAGAGGUGGAACAAGGACAAAGCCCUACUUGAGCAUGACAAACAUUACCUCAACACUGUGUGCAUUGAGUCGCUGAAGAAAUAUCUGCAGUAUGGGAAGAGCAGCCUGGAGAAAACAGUCUCUCCUCGGGUGUCUCUGUUGCAGAAGGAUUCCUCUUCUUCAGUCACGUGUCAUGCUACAGGUUUUUACCCCAGUGGAGUAACAAUCACCUGGAUGAAAAACGGAGAGGAGCAUCAUGAGGAUGUUGAACUGGGUGAACUUCUUCCCAAUGAGGACGGAACCUUCCAGAAGACGAGCACGCUCACAGUUACACCUGAUGAGUGGAAGAACAACAAGUUCAGCUGUUUGGUGGAGCACAAGGGCAUCAACAAGGAAGAGAGUGAGAUCAGGACAAACUAUGGAAAUUCUCUUCCCAUUGGCAUCAUUGUUGGCGUUGUUGUUGCUGUCGUUCUGUUGGUUGGCAUGGCUGGCAUUGGUUAUAAGAUCUAUCAGAAGAAGAAGAAAGACUUCAAACCUGUCAGCGGAUCUGAUGAUGGUUCAAACAGUUCAGCUCCUGCAUAAAGAUGAGACAUCAGAUGCGUGAGAGGGAUGAAGUUAACCUGCUGUCAGUCUUAUCUAUAAAACAACACACAGGAUCAGAUUUAUGGAUAAAUUAAAUACAAUUAAAUGUUUUUAUUAGUUUGUGGUGGGAUUGAUCUGUUUAUGAUUCUUCAUUAUGUAAAUACUUCAUCAUUUUUUUUAUUCAUCCGGUCUUCAUUUAUUUUAUGAACAUUUGAGAUGUAGAAAUAUGGCACAUUGAUCUUAAGACUUAAAUGGAAAAUGUAAAUAUUUGUCUUUAUUCACAUUAAAAACAAUACAAAUGAUUAAUCUGCAGGUUUGAUUAAGUGUCAGGUCAGUUCUGACCCUGAAAAAGUAAAUCAUUAGAAAUCUGAUUAGUUUAUUAAAUUAGAAACUCCCCAGUGAAAUAUUCUGUUUUUAUUCUAACAAGAUUUAAUUGUUUAUUUAAUACAAGUUAAUCUGGAUUUAUGGAUUAUGUGCCAUCAUGUAAUCUUCAUGAUUUAUGGGAUUCAUCGUCUUUUUCUGUCUGUAAAUUUCCUUCUUUUUGUUUUAAAUAAAUUAGUUGAUAAACUGUUCUGCAGAAUAAUAAUUGAUCUUUUUAAUUUUAACAAUGUUACACUGUUAAAACAUUACAUGAAUAUCUGUUCCUAUGAAUAACAGAACAACAAAUAUUUUCCUUUAUUUGAGGUUUCAAAAUCUAAAUUCAGUGAACAUGAAUGUUUUAUUGAUUGUCUGAAAUUUUAAAUGUAAUUUUGAUUCUUUGAAAAUAAACGACCUCAGAAAGGAGAAAUUG
Molecule: messenger RNA, 2061 nt
Organism: Xyrauchen texanus (razorback sucker)
Lineage: Eukaryota; Metazoa; Chordata; Actinopteri; Cypriniformes; Catostomidae
Product: major histocompatibility complex class I-related gene protein-like
Exons: 8
Coding region: 234-1271 (345 amino acids)
Biological process (GO): immune response
Cellular component (GO): external side of plasma membrane
Source: RefSeq, a predicted model, not a curated record